AUGUCUUCAAAAGAAUUCGUUUUUAUUGAAGUAAAUGCAAAGCAACCACAAACCACGCCAACGGGUCCACCUGAUGAUCUCGUUAUUGAAUUUCCUCCCACCUUUGACCUAUACGAAUUAGGCGCAAAAGUUAGAAAUGGUAAAGGAAAAGAUACGAGAAAACCACCAAACGCAUUUAUCCUCUUCCGAAAGAAAUAUCUUGACGCUUUACAUCGUCGUGGUCAAAGAAUACCAAUGAAGCGUGUUUCAGGUUGGGCAAGAGAUGCCUGGAAUUUAUUACCUCAUACUCAAAAA
This is a messenger RNA of Dentiscutata erythropus, 294 nucleotides long. Lineage: Eukaryota; Fungi; Glomeromycota; Glomeromycetes; Diversisporales; Gigasporaceae. The record is from the annotation of a GenBank genome assembly.